Drosophila eugracilis is the source of this 886-nucleotide messenger RNA. It is a transcript of the gene RpS9, whose product is annotated as 40S ribosomal protein S9. Gene Ontology annotation, molecular function: structural constituent of ribosome; rRNA binding. Gene Ontology annotation, cellular component: cytosolic small ribosomal subunit. Gene Ontology annotation, biological process: positive regulation of translational fidelity; translation. Bases 99 to 686 code for a protein of 195 amino acids. The record is from RefSeq and is a predicted model, not a curated record. The transcript has 4 exons. NCBI's taxonomy places the organism in Eukaryota, Metazoa, Arthropoda, Insecta, Diptera, Drosophilidae.
UUUCGCUUAAAUUAGCUGGUCACACCACUGGUUUCCUCUUUUUCUCUCUUUCCUUUUCUAAUCGUGAGCAAAACCUGCUCGAUUGAAUUGUCGGAACCAUGGUAAACGGCCGCAUACCCUCGGUCUUCUCGAAGACCUACGUGACUCCUCGUCGCCCCUAUGAGAAGGCGCGUCUGGACCAGGAGUUAAAGAUCAUCGGCGAGUAUGGUCUGCGCAACAAGCGCGAAGUGUGGCGCGUCAAGUACGCCCUGGCCAAGAUCCGUAAGGCCGCCCGUGAGCUGCUGACCCUCGACGAGAAGGACGAGAAACGUCUGUUCCAGGGUAACGCUCUUCUGCGUCGUCUGGUCCGUAUCGGUGUCUUGGACGAGUCCCGCAUGAAGCUCGAUUACGUGUUGGGUCUGAAGAUCGAGGACUUCUUGGAGCGUCGUUUGCAGACUCAAGUGUUCAAGUUGGGAUUAGCCAAGUCGAUCCAUCACGCCCGCGUCCUGAUCCGCCAGCGUCACAUUCGUGUGCGCAAGCAGGUGGUAAACAUCCCGUCGUUCGUGGUGCGCCUGGACUCUCAGAAGCACAUCGACUUCUCCCUGAAGUCGCCCUUCGGCGGCGGCCGUCCCGGUCGCGUCAAGAGGAAGAACCUGAAGAAGAACCAGGGCGGUGGUGGCGGAGCUGCCGAAGAGGAGGAGGACUAAGCAGCGGUAGCCAGCUGCAGCCAAAAAAAAAUACAUGGCGCAGACUUUUGAUAAAAAUCAUUUUGUUUUACAAAAAUAAAUGUAAAAUGACCAUCUAAAAUUUCCUUCUGGAUUUAAAUAAUAGAUAUGAUAUAUGGGACUUAUCAAAUAGAUGCUUUUAAUAGUUUUUGAUAAAUAAAAAAAAGAAGCGUUAAAGUUAA